This is a messenger RNA of Dissoconium aciculare CBS 342.82, 1899 nucleotides long. RefSeq lists its product as uncharacterized. Lineage: Eukaryota; Fungi; Ascomycota; Dothideomycetes; Mycosphaerellales; Dissoconiaceae. The record is from RefSeq and is a predicted model, not a curated record. Bases 1 to 1899 code for a protein of 632 amino acids. The transcript is spliced from 4 exons.
AUGGCAGAGGAGGAGCGCGGUUCCGUCGUUUCGACAACCGCUGCGUCGUAUCAUACCUCUCCGCCGACCAGCGAUGCUUGGAACCCGGCUCCGCACAUCUAUCCGCACUCACAUCACGGAACGCCAGCGCAGGAGUAUGCGAGUUUCAACUUCCACCAAUCUCCACCGCUGCCCAUGGAGUCCAACUCGUUUGGCACCAUCUUUCCACAGCGAUCGAUGCCGCAACAGUUACAACCUCUAGUAAUGCCGCAAUGGCCCUCCAUGCUGAGCAGCCAAAAUCAUCCCGCUUAUCAACCCGUAUAUCAUCAUCAACAUCAUCAUUCUCCGCCACUGCCUCAGCAACAUCAGCCGCCACAACACCAUCGACAACAACACCAGCAACAAGCACCAUCAUCAUCGCCUCCGCUUCAUAUCCAUCCUGUCCAACCGAUUCAACCGAUCGGUGUUCCCACGAUCCCAACUCCUAUCUCCGCUGUCUCUUCGCGGUCAGGAUCAACUCCGCGCAAGACACUGACCGAUCUAGAUCGGAAGAAGAUGUGUCUCUACGCCGAUCAACAUCCUGACAGCAAACAGACUGAAAUUGGAGCAAUUUUCGGCGUCGAAAGAAGCACCGUUUCCAAAGUUUUGCGCCAAAAGGAGAAAUACCUCUCCCACGAGGACGGUAGCCGCUCACCGAUCAAACGCAUCAAAGGCCGUACGCCCGACGUUGACAAGACUCUUGCAAAAUGGGCUCUCAAACAGGAACGACAAGGCUUCACGCUCACCGAUGAGCUAAUACGUGAAAAGGCAAGGUACUUUGCGAAGGCAACCACAACUCCUGACGGGCAGCUUAUGCUCAGUGCGACAUGGCUCGAGAAAUUCAAGUUCAAGAACGGCUUGAUGGGUGCGCGAAAUAGGAAGGCGUCCUUCCAGACUGACGAUGGCGACACUGGCGCUCACUCGAGUCUGGCACGGACGAAUGUUGACACCUCGCCCACCUCGUCACCACAAGGUCUACAGUCACCUUCAGAUAAUGCUUUGCAGACCAUUCAGCAGCAUGAGACAAUUAAGCACGAAAGCCCAGACAGCUACGUCGGCUUCCGGCAUCCCUUCCAUUCAGCAAGCUCCACGUCUAUCAGUACUGCAUUCACCGACACAGCACCAUCUUCAACCUUUUCCCCAGGUCCACUGAGCCCGACUUCCCCAUUUUUCACCCCCGAUUCAGGCACUGCUCCUUCGCCGUUCUUCGGACUACCGAGCUCUCGUCCGCCUACCACGCUUCUGCCACCAUCUUCCGCUAUCACACAUACCGCCAUGAGCACUGCACCGAUCCGUCCUCGGAGCCAGACGUUUCCUCUGCUCGAUGCGUUCAUGGUAAGCACAGGCGACUCUUUGACCCCUGUUACGAAUUCCGGAGACAACGCCGCGCUUGACUCGCCAAUGGAAGAAUCUGCAGACCCGUCAAACCGGAACGAUGAUGAGUAUAUGGGCAAUCACUCGGACAAUUCUCUCUCUACAAUUGCGCAUCCGAUGGCUUCGACCGGAAUGCCCAGUGCAGAAGAUCGCUGUUUCACUAUUUCACCGUCUCAGACGAUGCGUCCACCACCACUGCCUGCUCACAUUACUGAGCACUCGGUAACGAUGUCCUCGGCCUACGACAACACCUUAACUUCAACUACAAGGGCUGCGAUGAUGACAUCCUCGCCUCAGCCGGUUCUUGCGAAUCAUUUGAAUAAUGGGACCUCAAUCUCGCAGUCUCCUACUCCCGAAGAGGCUUGUCGAGCUUUGGAGGUCGUCAUGAAUUUCCUGGAGCACCAAGCUUCAGGCUAUGUCGGUUUUCAGGAGACGAUUUCGAUGGUAAAGCUUAUGGAGAAGCUGAAGUUGCAGUCCAAGCAAGGACUCGACAUCGAGCAACAGUAG